Messenger RNA from Ixodes scapularis (black-legged tick), 845 nucleotides. RefSeq names its product acanthoscurrin-2. The transcript is spliced from 4 exons. NCBI's taxonomy places the organism in Eukaryota, Metazoa, Arthropoda, Arachnida, Ixodida, Ixodidae. Bases 1 to 753 code for a protein of 250 amino acids. The record is from RefSeq and is a predicted model, not a curated record.
AUGAAGUCUACGUUUGUUUUGUGCGGCCUGUUGCUAGUCAACGCCGCCAAAGCCGGAUUCCUUGGCGGUGGCGGAGGUCUUGGUGGUGGAGGAGGUCUUGGAGGUGGCGGCUAUGGAGGUGGCGGCCUCGGAGGCUACGGAGGCGGAAGCUAUGGCGGCGGAAGCUACGGCGGCGGGGGUUACGGAGGCGGGGGCUACGGUGGUGGAGGCCACGGCGGCGGGGGCUACGGAGGCGCCGGACUCGUCGGAGGCGGUGGCGGAGUAGGCGGCGGCGUCACGUCGACGUACCUCGUCCGAACCGUCAGCAAGACCCAUCACGGAGGCGGCGGAUUCGGCGGUGGCGGCGGACUUGGAGGAGGAGGCUUCGGUGGAUACGGCGGCGGAGGCUACGGUGGUGGAGGAUACGGCGGUGGCGGUCACGGCGGGUACAGCGGCGGCGGUUACAGCGGCGGUGGAUACAGCGGCGGCGGAUACAGCGGCGGUGGAUACAGCGGGGGAGGAUACGGUGGUGGCGCGCUCGGUGGAUUUGGUGGUGGAGGUUUCGGAGGCGGCGGCACAGGUGGUCAUGCCAAGGUGAUCAUCGUCAAGUCCGCUGGAGGUGGCGGCCUCGGAGGUGGUGGAUUUGGCGGCGGACUCGGCGGCUACGGUGGGGCCGGCCUUGGAGGCGCCAGUUACGGUGGCGGCGGCUACGGAGGUGGCGGCUAUGGAGGCGGUGGCUAUGGAGGUGGCGGCCACCAUGGCGGCUGGCAAUAAGGCUGACACGGAUGCCAGAGCAAAGCUGCAGCGCAUUUCCAUCCGAAGCGCGGCGACUAAGGUGCACAUUGCACCUCUUCGACGACGACGGC